Messenger RNA from Ceratitis capitata (Mediterranean fruit fly), 1232 nucleotides. RefSeq names its product glyoxylate reductase/hydroxypyruvate reductase. The transcript is spliced from 4 exons. Gene Ontology annotation, cellular component: cytosol. The record is from RefSeq and is a predicted model, not a curated record. Gene Ontology annotation, molecular function: glyoxylate reductase (NADPH) activity; hydroxypyruvate reductase [NAD(P)H] activity; NAD binding. Lineage: Eukaryota; Metazoa; Arthropoda; Insecta; Diptera; Tephritidae. Bases 88 to 1182 code for a protein of 364 amino acids.
UGCGUCGUGAGACAAAGAGCAUUAACUUUUCAUUUGUGACGAGAAUUUUCAAAAUUUAUUUUAAAUUUUUAUAAAACAAAUCACAAAAUGUUAAUAAAACAUUUUUCUAUCCUACAAAUUUCCCUUCUCACGCUACUCAACGUCAACGUCAUCACUGCAACCACUGCCGAUACAACUAUUUCGAAAACUAAAGUUAAAAUGUCCGAUGAAAAUAAGAAAUUCAAAAUUUUAGUCACACAUCCCGAAGUGCCACAAGAGGGCAUCGAUUUAUUAACGCGCGACUGUGAAGUGAUUAUUUGCCAGAAUGUGCCAACAGUACGGGCGGAGAUUUUAGAGAAAUCAAAAGGUGUGGACGCAUUGCUUUGGGGUGGUCAUGACGCGCUUAACGCAGAGGCUCUCGAUGCUGCGGGCCCACAACUGAAAGCGAUCUCAACAAUGUCUGCUGGCAUCGAUUAUGUAGAUGUGGCAGAGGUGAAGCGUCGCAAGAUACCACUUGGUCACACACCUAUUGUGCUAAAUAACGCGGUGGCUGAUACAGCGGUGGGCUUAUUACUGGCAGCAGCGCGUCGUUUCCAUGAAGGUCGUUUGAAGAUUGAAACUGACAAGUGGGAAGGCGGCCAUCUCAACUGGAUGUUGGGUCAGGAUGUGCGUGACUCUGUUGUCGGUUUCUUUGGUUUUGGUGGCAUUGCGCAAACAAUUGCCAAACGUCUAUCUGGUUUCGACAUUGAUAGUGUUCUCUACACAACACGCCGCCGUGUAUCUGAAGAUAUCGAAAAAGAGUACAAUGCCAAGAAGGUAGAUUUUGACACCAUGCUGUCGCAGAGUGAUUUUGUUAUCAUUGCCUCGCCCUUGACAAAAGAAACCGCUGGUAUUUUCAAUGCCACGGCUUUCGGUAAGAUGAAGAAGACCGCUGUGCUGGUGAAUAUCGCACGUGGAGGUAUUGUGAAUCAACAAGAUUUAUAUGAAGCCUUGAAGACAAAUCAAAUAUUUGCUGCUGGUUUGGAUGUCAUGACUCCUGAACCCUUGCCCGCCAACGAUCCUCUAUUGAGUUUACCGAAUCUUGUUCUGCUGCCUCAUUUGGGCUCGGCUACGCAGCGUACUCGCGCCGAUAUGGCUGUUAUAGCAGCACAUAAUGUGUUGCGUGGACUUGCUGGUGAACCAAUGCUCUCACCAGCAUAUUAAAUUUGUAUUCACCAACUGUAAUUUUGUAUUUGUAUUUUCUCUUUUUGCAA